AAACGAAAUAUCUACUUAAGGGGGAAUUCCAGUUCGAAAAGGAAUUCCUAACGCACUCGAAAUUGACUUGGCUUUGCCAAAAAACCUCAUCUAUGUAAUCCUGAUUCGCGAGCGUUCCUCCGCCUGUAACAGGAUUGCUAGUUGGCCCCUUUUAGCAAUAUCCCUUCAAGCAUGAGUAGUAGGACCUAGUCCGAGGGAUUCCGAUGGAAGCUGCAACUGUCAAACCAGAUUCUUCAACAAAGACUUAAUGAAAGUACUCAACUAGAGAGGCCUGUCAAUCAGAGCCUAGCCUUGAUUUUUUUUUUUUUUUUUUAAUUAUUAAUUGUACAAGUUAAAUCUUAGUAAUAAGAGGUUACAAUUUCAAACCUUGAUCGCUUAUAAUUUUUUGACCAUAAUACGCCACAUGUAUACCUUUUGCUUAUGUAGCUGCUUAUGUCAAAGCACUAAAGGUUUAAGGUUCACAUGUCAUGUCACAGAAUUCAUCAAUAAUUUAACCGUCACAAGUCACCCUUAGCAGACAACCUUCAUUAUACCCUCAAAAUAUACAAACUAAUCAACCUGUCAUGCAAAAAUCAGCCAUGGCUUUGAGAAACAACCAAAAUCUACAUUUUGUGAUGCUUCCAUUAAUGGCACCAGGCCACAUGAUCCCAAUGAUAGACAUGGCUAAGCUGAUAGCAAAACAUGGUAUAACAAUUACCAUUAUCACAACCCCAGUGAAUGCCACCCGUUUCAAAUCAACUAUAGACCGUGCUACCAAACAGGGCCUUAAUAUAAGAGUAUCUCAGCUUAAAUUCCCUUGGCAAGAGUCUGGAUUACCUGAAGGAUGUGAAAAUGUAGACUUACUUCCUUCACUAAGUUAUGCAAUACAAUUCAUUGAAGCUGCUACAAAGCUACAAGAACCUGUGGAAAAUUUGCUGUCAGAGUUACAACCCAAGCCAAGUUGCUUAAUCUCUGACUUGGGAUUCACUUGGACUACUGAAGUUGCUAGGAAAUUCAACAUUCCAAGGAUAGUUUUUCAUGGAACUUGUUGUUUUUCUCUCCUAAGUUUGCACAAUCUCAUCACCCAAAGCGUGGUUGGAGCUGUAAACUCGGACACUGAAUCGUUUGUGGUGCCGGGUUUGCCUGAUAGAAUUGAGCUCACAAGAACUCAGGUGCCUAAUGCAGUACACCAAGCAGGCAAAUCAUUGAGAGUGGAAAUGAGAGAAGCGGAGAGAAACGCGUUUGGUGUGGUAGUGAAUUCUUUCGAUGAGCUCGAAUCAGAGUAUUUGAAGAGGUAUAAGGAGGCAAAAGGGAAGGAUACAGUAUGGUGUGUUGGCCCUGUUUCACUCUGCAAUCAGGAUGAAUUGGAUAAAGGAGAAAGAGGCAACAAAGCUGCACUUACUGUUAACCAAUGCAUAAAAUGGCUUGAUUUACAUGAGCCUAAAUCAGUAAUUUAUGCUUGUCUUGGAAGUCUAUGUAACGUUGUGCCAUCACUUUUUAUGGAGCUUGCUCUAGGGUUGGAAGCAUCGAAGAAGCCUUUUGUUUUAGCUUUGAGAGAGGAGCAAAACUUAGAAGAGGUGGAAAGGUUGAUAGAAGAAGAUGGUAUCAGGAAAAGGAUUAAAGACAGAGGUUUACUUAUACUGGGUUGGGCACCACAGGUGCUUAUACUGUCUCAUUCAUCAGUCGGUGGAUUCUUGACGCAUUGUGGUUGGAAUUCUACUCUUGAAGGGAUAUCUAAUGGUUUGCCUCUGGUUACAUGCCCUCUGUUUUCAGAGCAAUUUUUAAAUGAAAAAUUUGUGGUGCAAGUAUUGAGGAUUGGUAUCAGUGUCAGAGUUGAAAACCCAACGAUGAAACCAGGUGAAGAGAUAAGAGGGAUUGUUUUAAAGAAAGAGCAUGUCAAAUGUGCGGUUAACUUGGUGAUGGAUGACGGAAAAGGAGGAAAAGAGAUGAGAGAAAGAGCUGAGUCGCUAGCAGAAAGGGCAAAAGAAGCAGUCGAAGAGGGCGGAUCUUCUGACAGAAGUUUAAAGGCCAUGAUUCAAGAAGUCAUCCAACAGAUAGAGAAAGGAAGAGCAGAAGUUAGUUGAGGAUCACAAUACGUCGAAGUUGUGUUGAUUUAGAGUUCUACUGUUUGUCCUGUAUAUCAACCUGUUUAAUUUUGUUUGAUUCCUAUAUCUCAACCUGUUUAAUUUUGUUUGAUACCUAUAUGUCAAAUGUUACAUGCACGACUCUUAUAUAUUCUUAA
Messenger RNA from Beta vulgaris subsp. vulgaris (sugar beet), 2221 nucleotides. Its product is annotated as UDP-glycosyltransferase 73C2. The transcript has a single exon. Lineage: Eukaryota; Viridiplantae; Streptophyta; Magnoliopsida; Caryophyllales; Amaranthaceae. Gene Ontology annotation, molecular function: UDP-glycosyltransferase activity. The record is from RefSeq and is a predicted model, not a curated record. Bases 564 to 2063 code for a protein of 499 amino acids.